This is a messenger RNA of Sinocyclocheilus grahami, 616 nucleotides long. Its product is annotated as rho GTPase-activating protein 9-like. The transcript is spliced from 3 exons. NCBI's taxonomy places the organism in Eukaryota, Metazoa, Chordata, Actinopteri, Cypriniformes, Cyprinidae. Gene Ontology annotation, molecular function: protein binding. The record is from RefSeq and is a predicted model, not a curated record. Bases 32 to 616 code for a protein of 194 amino acids.
CUCAGUGCCUGAUAAGCAGUUCUGUCGUUCCAUGGAGAAUCUCAGCUGCAGCAGUGCCUUGAUGGACAAACACAGAGUCUCAGCGCGAGGACGUUUCCCGACGUUACCCCUCUCCAGUUCCUCUGCCUCACCCUCGGGUCACCUCUCGGUUCCAGGCGUCCCGAUCGCCCGCAGCCAAAGCUCCAGCAACCUUCCCCAGAACCCAUACCAGAACCAGGACCCGAGCCCCAGCAGCCCGACUAAAUCCUGCAGCCAGUGGGACAUGAGCGCGGCCGCUCACAGACACACGCAGGGACGCAUACAGAUCUCAUCAUCUGCCUACAUUUCCCAGAGUUCCCUGUCAGAGCAGGGGAAGCAGCAGUGGGCGGAGCCUCCCAAGCCGUUGCCAGGUCAACGACCCCUGCAGACGCUGCAGCUGUGGGAUCAGUACUGCGAUCCCGGAACCGGACGCUGUUACUACGUCAACACCGUUACCGAGGAGCGCUCGUGGAAACCUCCGCGCAGAGCCCGCGAGAGCCCCGCCCACCAAAACAAGGUGAGCGACCAAUCAGAUCCCCGGAACCAGCGACCGUGGACCAAUCAGAGACGGCCAAUCACGCUUUCCAUUUCCAUUUAG